UCUUCAUAUAGAUAUUAUUUAAAGGAGGCAUUUUUAUUGAGAGAGAGAGAGAGAAGAGAGGUGAGGGAAAAAUGUCAAGUGUAGGAGCACAGGUAGAACCCCAUGAGAAGAUGAGAGCAAGAGAUGUAAAUAAGGUGGCAAGAGGAGAACAAGCUCCCAAGCCUCCCCAUCAAUAUGGUCAUAUUGACAAGACUCCUUCCCCUCCAAUCCACAAUAAAUACCCCCAUCAAAUAAAUAACAAGGAGAAUGAAGAGGAAGGAUGGGUAGAGGCAGGAACAGCGCCGGCGGAUGUACGUUUUCCGACCACGAACCAAACACGACACUGCUACACCCGAUACCUUGAGUACCACAAGUGCAUCAAAGAGAAGGGCAAAGAUGCUACUGAGUGUGAGAAGUUUGCAAAGUAUUAUCGCUCGUUUUGUCCAGAUGAAUGGGUGAGGAAUUAAGAUUGAAAGGUGGAAUGACCAGAGAGAAAAUGGAACUUUUGCCGGGCCAAUUUAGGAAUUUAAAAUAAUAUAUAUAAGAGAAAGAAGAGAGAGGGAGAGAUUAGUGAAAUUAAUUUUUCGUGUCUAUUUAGUAUGGUCCAAGAUUUAUUCUUGUUUAGUAACUUUUUUUUUUUCUUUACCUCAAAAAUAUAAUUAUGAUUUCCAUUCCAGCAUAUUACGAUGAUGGUAUAUAGUUAUUAGUGCUGUGUAUUUUUUUA
Jatropha curcas is the source of this 703-nucleotide messenger RNA. NCBI's taxonomy places the organism in Eukaryota, Viridiplantae, Streptophyta, Magnoliopsida, Malpighiales, Euphorbiaceae. The record is from RefSeq and is a predicted model, not a curated record.